Messenger RNA from Gambusia affinis (western mosquitofish), 2512 nucleotides. It is a transcript of the gene gramd2aa, whose product is annotated as GRAM domain containing 2Aa. Gene Ontology annotation, molecular function: phosphatidylinositol-4,5-bisphosphate binding. The record is from RefSeq and is a predicted model, not a curated record. Lineage: Eukaryota; Metazoa; Chordata; Actinopteri; Cyprinodontiformes; Poeciliidae. The transcript has 12 exons. The coding region runs from base 442 to 1635 and encodes 397 amino acids. Gene Ontology annotation, cellular component: organelle membrane contact site; extrinsic component of cytoplasmic side of plasma membrane; endoplasmic reticulum membrane. Gene Ontology annotation, biological process: regulation of store-operated calcium entry.
UGCAUAAAACAACAACAACAUGGUUGCUGAAGGACUGCAGGGAAAUGGGGGCAGAAAGUGUGCUUCAACCCUCUCACUGACUAACAGCCUCUAACAAGAUUGCAGCUGAUUGGAUUGGAGGAUGUCUUGUGACAACGCAAAAAGGUUUCUCCCAAGAGACAAAGAAGGACACAGACAGACAGACAGAUCGCAGGGUUAUGGGACGUGUCUGGGUUUUGGCUGGUCCGCUCCCUCACGUGAAUAUCCUUUGAUAAAAGCAGUGGCUUUGCAGCUCUGCCCGUUUAGGUGAACCUCCACACCAGUCUCAAGUCACUGGCAAUCGCUAACAGAUUUACUGUCAGUGUCGCCAAGUCUUCCCAUCAACUUUGACAAGUCUCCUCUUGCCACUCGUCCGUAAACGCUGGAGGUGUGGAGGGAAAGACACAAUCGCUCAGCCUGUCAAUGGCCAGGAGCAUGACCGAGCAGCAGGAGCAGGGCGAAGUAACAGGCCUCCUCUCCACACACGACCUGGACCCCUCCAAAGACGACGACGCACACGGCCACUUCAGGUUUCAGCUGAUCGAAGACCUUUCUUAUGAAGAUGUGAAGAAAUGCUACAGGGGCUCGUGUGUGUCUUGCAGCGGUUUGCUCCAGGCCUUGGAUGUGCGAGAGUGUGUAUGUGAGUACGGUGCCAACGUGCUGAGCCUGGUGCAGAGCUCUCGUCCUCUGUGGGAGAGGGUGGUGUCUGCGCCGAGCGGAGCCGGAGGCGGCGGCGGCGGUGAAGGUGGAGGGGUCAACAGCGCUGGCGCUGUGCGGGCAGGCCGGUCCGCCAAGGAGCUGCUCAUGACUCUGCCCUGUCCCUCUGCACAGACUGUCAGCAAGUACAACUCGCAGUACCACAAACUGUUCCCAUGCGUGCCCAAGGAUGAGAUCCUCAUGAAAGUGUACUCCUGUGCUCUUCUUAGAGACAUCCUCCUGCAGGGCCGCCUCUACAUCUCCAGAAACUGGCUGUGUUUCUAUGCCAACCUCUUCGGCAAGGACAUCAAGGUGGCCAUCCCUGUCGUUACUGUGCGACUUGUGAAGAAGCAUAAGACGGCCGGCCUGGUGCCCAACGGCUUGGCCAUCACAACGGACACCAACCAGAAGUAUGUUUUUGUCUCCCUGCUAUCAAGAGACAGUGUGUAUGAUGUCCUUCGCAGGAUCUGCACACACUUACAGGUCAAUGGGAAGAGCCUGAGCUUAAAGCAGUUCAUGGAAGAGCCGGCCUUAUCGCUGGAUGAGUUCCCGGCUCCGGAUGAGUUCCCAGUGGUCGACGAGUUCCCGUCGGUGUUAAAAUGGAGACGGAAACCGUCUGUGGUGUCCGUGUCCUCGUCCCUUCCCGACCUGCUGGGCAGCUCCACCAGCGGCCGGGGAGCAGCAGACACACUAUUCAAGACGGAGCCGCCACUGGAAGAAAGAGGUCUGCAGACAGACAGAGGUCUUUUAUCAGAGCCGGUGGCAGAGUUGGGUCAGAUGGAGUACCAGCUGCUCAAGUUCUUCACCCUGCUAAUAAUCCUCCUCAUCCUCUCGUCGUGCUAUCUGGCCUUUCGUGUGUGCAGUCUGGAGCAGCAGCUCUCCUUCCUCAGUAACCCAAAUCUGCCCCUCAGAGAGAGGUAACCUCUGCCCUCCACUUUAAACCCUCUCUCUUCACGCUUGGAGCCAGUGAUGCCCCAUCCCUCCACCCCAGCACAGAUCCAGGAUCAGAACAAACCCUCCAACCCCCCCGGCUGCAUCAUCAAGGUUCCAGGCACCUAUAAGGUCCGGGAUGACCACCCAACCCAAGAUCACUUCCAGACUAUGCAAACAGACUGUAUAUUUAUUUCUAAAUAGAACGUAGAUUUUGUUAUAGAUUGUUGGCAGUUCAUAUCGCAGAUGUGCUUCGGUGUGAAAAGUGUGGGGGGGGAAAUGCUGCCGAAUCCUCACCACUCUGUCGUGCAGAGGGAUGAUAAAGAGUUGAUGAUUGAGGAUAAAAAAAUUAGAUGCAAGUAAGAAGGGUGAGUCGUUUGUUUAUAUCACAUCAAGAUAUUUUUGACUAAUUGAGCAAACUAGUUUAAUUUUAGAGGGAAAGUUAAAACUAGCAAUAACGUUGCACUUUUUCUUGUAAAGAUGAAGUCCGAAUCGUUUCAGCCACAUGUCACAUAAAGUGUUUUUUGCUUCAGUAAAAGGUACUCGGUUGUCAUCUUAAAGGUAUUCACAGAAGGUCAUGUGAGCAGAGAGGCUUCACUUGUUUCCAGUGAAACAGAGCAAUAAAAGCUUUAGAUAAAGAGUGGAGUGAUUAGAGGAAAUUUUAUGUUUUUCAUCACAAUUAUGAAUAUCUGUGUAAAAAAAAGUUGCUUGGAUUCUUUUACUCAAACAUUUCAAAUGAAGAUGUUAGUCUUUAAGACUCAGAGUGUUUGUAUUAUGAUGUUUGUCUGAGGAUAUUUGAUGGAUUUUUUAUGGAUGAUGAUGUAUUUCUGGAGGCUUUUGAAUUAAACCUGCAACUAUUUUAAAAUGA